CAGAGCUAUGCGGAGGAGCAGCAUCGAGCCUGCGGAUGUAGCAGAAACUUUCCACGGCUUCUCCCGCUGGGAUGCGACCAGGAAUCAACACUGGGGGGAACAUAUAAGCCACAGCAGUGCUCCACGGAGGGAGUAGCCUAAGAUGUGGAUGAACUGACACUGACUCCUCUAUCCGGGUUAAUUACUCAACUUUAAGAGCGAGCAAACUUCGCUUUUUCUUUUUUGAAAAUGGCCGUUCGUGGCAACUCGCUGAUGCCUUUCUCGAUCCAAGCCAUCCUAAACAAAAAAGACGACAGCCGACACUCGCCAGAUUUGGACAUGUGCUUCUCCAAGACGACGUGCUGGAAAAUAUUUGGGGAGAUGAACGGCGGGUCUCGGAGAGAUGAUGUGGAGGAUUGUGAGCCGACGGACCAGAAAAGCUACGACUCGGACUCGGGACUCAGCGACGACAACGACAGCAAGACUCCGGCCGUGUGCAAGUCGGAGAAAGACGGAGACGCUGCGUCGGAUGUGCCGGAGGAAAGUUUGCAGGAGGAGACGGACCACGAGUCUGCAGCUGCAGAGAACGCAAAGAGUGACAGUGAGCCCAAUAAUGCUACGGACUCCAGCACCCUUGACGAGAAGACUCUGGACCAGCCCAAACAGCGGAAAAAGCGCUCCAGGGCCGCCUUCUCUCACGCGCAGGUCUUCGAGCUGGAGCGUCGCUUCAACCACCAGCGGUACCUGUCCGGCCCGGAGCGGGCGGACCUGGCGGCCUCCCUGAAACUCACAGAGACUCAGGUUAAGAUCUGGUUCCAGAACCGCCGGUACAAGACGAAACGCCGCCAGAUGGCCGCCGACCUGAUGGCGUCGACCCCAGCGGCCAAGAAGGUGGCCGUGAAGGUUUUGGUGCGGGACGACCAGAGACAGUACAGCCCGGGAGAGAUCCUGAGGCCCCCGCUGCUCUCCCUGCAGCCGUCCUACUAUUACCCUUACGCCUACUGCCUCCCUGCAUGGACACUCUCUGCAUGUGCGGGGAAUCAGUGA
This is a messenger RNA of Cyclopterus lumpus (lumpfish), 1026 nucleotides long. RefSeq names its product NK3 homeobox 2 (gene nkx3-2). Gene Ontology annotation, biological process: cell differentiation; regulation of transcription by RNA polymerase II. Gene Ontology annotation, cellular component: nucleus. The transcript is spliced from 2 exons. Gene Ontology annotation, molecular function: RNA polymerase II cis-regulatory region sequence-specific DNA binding; DNA-binding transcription factor activity, RNA polymerase II-specific. The coding region runs from base 229 to 1026 and encodes 265 amino acids. Lineage: Eukaryota; Metazoa; Chordata; Actinopteri; Perciformes; Cyclopteridae. The record is from RefSeq and is a predicted model, not a curated record.